This is a messenger RNA of Pleurotus ostreatus (oyster mushroom), 231 nucleotides long. RefSeq lists its product as uncharacterized. The record is from RefSeq and is a predicted model, not a curated record. Bases 1 to 231 code for a protein of 76 amino acids. NCBI's taxonomy places the organism in Eukaryota, Fungi, Basidiomycota, Agaricomycetes, Agaricales, Pleurotaceae. The transcript has a single exon.
AUGGCUCGUCGCGGUGCACCAGCAAACGCUGUCCCAUCAUUUGUCCCUCAAAUUCAACCUCGGCGCGCCGCUCAUGACCCCGACGAAUCAGCAUUUUCUCGGUUCCUUCGCGAACAAAUUUGGGCACCCGAAAAACUCAGCGGGAAUAUCAGUAUUGUUACUGGCGUUGGGAUGUUUAUUGGUGGCAUUGUAGCUGUGAGAACAUGGGGAGAUUUGAUGAUUCCUGCGUAG